UCCACUUCUAAUUCCUAUGUAAAUAGCUGCUUAAAUUCAUCAGAGAAUUGUUAAUGAAAGUAAUCCCUUUAAUGAUGCAAUGUUACUCUCAGGACUGUGAAAGUUCAUAAAUUUAGACAUUUCCCUUCAGAUUGUUGAUAGCAAUACAUCCAAAGCAACUCUUGGUUCAUGCCCUCCCUUGGCUUGUUACAAGGGGUCCACCCAGUGUGCUGGAAGCAUUCCUCAUCUUCUGAUAUCAUCGGAAUAUGAUUCUGACUCCCAUCCACCUGUCAGUUCCCAUCUUCUCUUUCUGUCAUAUAUUUGUACUUCUGUUCAGUCUCCCUGGUUGGAGUGUGCUGCCUGCUCACACCAUCGUGCAUAUUUGCCCUUUGUGUAAUAGUAGUAGUAGUAGUCUCUCGGUGAUGGAGAAUGACUAUUGUCUUUGUGCAGUUUCAUCUACGGUGUACCCUCAUGUGGCUUUGGAGUCCAAAGGCUGAGGCGCAAUUGUGUAAUAUUCACAUUCAAUUGGAGGCUUUGCUCCAUCUUCUUAGUCAUCCAUCAAUACCAGCUAAUAAUAUUUUUAAUUUUUUUUUAAUUUAAAUUUUUUAAAUUGCUUUGGGGAGCAGCUUGGAGCAUUUUAUAAUCUCUUCAUCCACUUGUUGGUUUGUCCUGUGUAGAUGUUUAAACCAAACUUUUUUUUGGAAUGAUUAUCUCUCUGCAGCUUUGGGAGGCCUGACAGAACCGGCAUGAGGUCACCCCCCUACAAGGAAUCCCACAACCAUUUGGGGUCUGCUCGGAAUCUCCUCGGAGGCAGGAGUGAGCCCCUUCAGCAGGAGCCUCCCCUUUGUGACCAGAGGAUGGCUGACCAGGAUGAUUCCCUUUCUUGGAGGUUUCUAAAAAUCUUGAAGUAUCUCCAGUCAAUAGCCCAGACCUUUUGUGAACUUUUGAAGCCAGAGACUUUUAUGGGGAGGGCUGUCUAGGGAGCUGUCCUGUCUUGGCCAGUGUAUCUCCCUCCCCCACCACCUUCCUCCUACUUCGUUGCUUUUCCGUCACAGCUACAAGAUGCUUGAGUGGAUGUGUGAGGCAUGGGUUUAAAAAUCCACUCUUCCAUCUCUGUCGUCACGAGCAGGUAAGCCAUUUCCUGCCUGGCUCUGGGCCUCAAUUUACCAAUCUGUAAAAUAGGGGGGUUGGACUAGCUGGCCUGAGGGUCCUUCCAACAGUCUAUGACCUGAAGUCGUUUCCCGCCCCCGUGCCUCAGUUUUCCAGUCUGUAAAAAGGUCGAGCUCGAGGAUUCCCGAGGUAAGAGGCCUGCACAUCACAGAACUGGAUGGCCCCUCCGCCUCCUUUGAUAAAGGGGGAAGCUGAGGCCCAGAAGGAACGGGCUUGUGUUUGAGGGAGCGGGGCGGGGAUGUGCGGAGCGGGCCGGCACUAGGACCCAAGGGAGCGCUGGCGGCAGCGAUAAAUUUAGCUCUGGGAAGGCCCAGGGGUAGGAGGCUAAGAACAGCCGGGGCACUGCUCAGCUUCGCCCCUGCCCGGCAUGGACACGGGGCCCGCAGCCCCGGCAGGGGGCCCGGCAGAAGCCUCGAGCUCGGAGAACGGACGGCGGCUCGCGCGGGUUACGCCAUGGCUGCUUCUGGGCCCCGCGCGCGCCGCCACAGACGCGGAGCUGCUGGCACGCGAACACAUCACGUUCUGCGUCAACGUGACCCGGCAGCAGCCGUGCCCGCGCGCGCUGGGCGUGCGCACUAUACGCGUGCCCGUCUUCGACGACCCGGCGGAAGAUCUGCUGACCCACCUGGAACCCUGUUGCGCCGCCCUGGAGGCAGCCGCGCGCGCCGGCAGUACGUGCCUCGUGUACUGCAAGAAUGGCCGCAGCCGUUCCGCCGCUGUGUGCACCGCCUACCUCAUUAGGCAUGGCGGCCUCAGCCUGCAGCAGGCCUUCCAGGUGGUGAAGAAUGCCAGACCUGUGGCCGAGCCCAACCCAGGGUUCUGGGCUCAGCUGCAGAAAUACGAGGAAGCCCUCCAGAAAGGGCCGCCCCGAUCCCCGAGCAGCUUCCGAGAAAGGCUCGGGGGUGAAAGCCUGGCGGGGUUGACGCCUGAGCCAGCCAUGCCAGAGAGACGGGACAAAUCGGAGAUAGCUAACUCACUUCUAGCCUCUGUACAAGGAGCAAGUGAUGGUUCUUUUCAAGCCUGAAACCUUUAACUUUCCUUCUCGAAGGCUUUCUUCUCUCCUCUAGGAUCUGAAAUUAAAGUAGAGGCAAGGUUGAGAGGAAUUACAGGGAGCCUUUUGACAAAGUCAGAUCCUGGCAGCGGCUUCUUAUUCUUGGAGAGGUGCCUGGAACACCGACUCCAGUGACCUGCCCAGGGUCCUGCAGCCUGCCAGAAACAGAACUCGAACCCAGGCUUUCCCAUGGUGGAAGCUGACUCUCAGCACAUCUUAUGCUAUUAGUGCCAAUGCUACCAGGGUGUCUGCUGAUGGAGGAAUCUGGCCAUUGGCUCUCCAUCAUCUCUAAUUCUAGCUUAUCAGUUAUUAUCCAAAUAGAGCAGAGCUGUAUGGGCUUUACCCUUGAUAAAUUGAGUAAGGCUCAGUAAGUAGGUCCUUCUUGCAUGAUUAGUGAGUUGGUUAUUAUGUAUUUGAACAUAUAAUAACAAUAAUAAUACUAUGUAGCUGGCAUUUAUAUAGCACUUGAGAUUUACAAAGGACUUUUAACAUCACCACAAGAUAGGCACUGUUUUCCCAACUUUACAGAGACUUAGCACGUUUCUAUAAACUGCCUAAAGUGACUUUUGCUCACACUUGGACACAUAGGUAUUAGAGUUAGAAUCCAGGCUUCUCCUGAGUCAAGUUCACAGUCCUUUCCAGUAUAGCAUAUUGCUGUUGCAUAAAAGUACUGUUCAAGGAAAAACUUAAUAAUAAUUAGUGCUGUUCAAAAAUUGGAAUGAGUUACCCAAGAGGUAGAGAGGCCCCUGUCAUAGGAGGUAUGUAAGCAGUGAGGAUAAACUUGCCUCUAAAACUUUUUACUCUAACACAGGAAUUCAUUAGCCAAAACCCAUGAAUUUCUUUUUUUUUCUCUAAAUAUAUUUUAAAACUAUAUUUCGGUAUAAUUGAUUUCCUUUGCAAUCCUAUGCAUUCCAUGCAUUUAAAAACAUGGUUCUAAAUCUGGCCUUAGAUACAUGUUAGAUACUAAAUCUGGCCUUAGAUACUAGUUGAAAAAAUAAAUAAAA
Molecule: messenger RNA, 3204 nt
Organism: Monodelphis domestica (gray short-tailed opossum)
Lineage: Eukaryota; Metazoa; Chordata; Mammalia; Didelphimorphia; Didelphidae
Gene: DUSP28
Product: dual specificity phosphatase 28
Biological process (GO): protein dephosphorylation
Cellular component (GO): cytoplasm
Source: RefSeq, a predicted model, not a curated record